This is a messenger RNA of Fukomys damarensis (Damara mole-rat), 2221 nucleotides long. It is a transcript of the gene Tmbim1, whose product is annotated as transmembrane BAX inhibitor motif containing 1. Gene Ontology annotation, cellular component: Golgi apparatus; endoplasmic reticulum; membrane. The coding region runs from base 100 to 1035 and encodes 311 amino acids. The record is from RefSeq and is a predicted model, not a curated record. The transcript has 12 exons. Gene Ontology annotation, biological process: negative regulation of apoptotic signaling pathway. Lineage: Eukaryota; Metazoa; Chordata; Mammalia; Rodentia; Bathyergidae.
CCGGUCCCGACAGCACUAGUAGCAGCUGGAGGCUGGGACGCACCUUCGCGAGCGGCGCAGGUGCCAACAGCUGGGGUCCCCCUCAGCCCUUGAACUGUCAUGUCCAACCCCACCGCCCCCCCUCCCUAUGAGGACCACAAUCCCCUAUACCCUGGUCCUCCACCCCCUGGGGGCUAUGGGCAGCCAUCUGUGCUGCCAGGCGGCUACCCUGCUUACCCUGCCUACCCACAACCUGGCUAUGGUCACCCUGCUGGCUACCCACAGCCUAUGCCCCCAAUCCACCCGAUGCCCAUGAACUAUGGCCCAGGCCAGGGCUAUGAUGGGGAGGAGAGAGCAGUGAGUGACAGCUUUGGGCCUGGAGACUGGGAUGACCGGAAAGUCCGACAUACCUUCAUUCGCAAGGUUUAUAGCAUCAUCUCCGUCCAGCUGCUCAUCACAGUGGCCAUCAUCGCUAUCUUCACCUUUGUGAAGCCAGUUGGUGAAUUUGUGAGGAAAAACUCAGCUGUGUACUACGUGUCUUAUGUUUUCUUCAUCGUCACCUACCUGAUCCUUGCCUGCUGCCAGGGACCCAGACGCAGGUUCCCCUGGAACAUCAUCCUGCUGACCAUCUUUACUCUGGCUCUGGGCUUCAUGACAGGCACCAUUUCCAGUACAUAUGAAACCAAAGCCGUCAUCAUCGCAAUGAUCAUCACUGCUGUGGUGUCCAUUUCCGUCACCAUCUUCUGCUUUCAGACCAAGGUGGACUUCACCUCAUGUGCAGGCCUCUUCUGUGUCCUGGGAAUUGUGCUGAUGGUGACUGGGAUUGUCACUAGCAUUGUGCUGUGUUUCAAAUAUAUUUACUGGCUUCACAUGGUCUAUGCUGCUAUUGGGGCCAUUUGUUUCACCCUGUUUCUGGCUUAUGACACACAGCUUGUCCUGGGGAACCGGAAGCACACCAUCAGUCCUGAAGACUACAUCACAGGUGCCCUGCAGAUCUACACAGACAUUGUGUACAUCUUCACCUUUGUGUUGCAGCUGGUUGGGGAUCGCAACUGAGGAGCACCCCUGUUCCACUCAUCCUGGGCACUCCCUUCUCCAGAGGACUGGGCCCAACACCCUUUUUCUUCCCCUCAAGUUAUAUGCCCAGUUUCCUUUAGUCAUGAGGAUGGGUGGGCUCUUGUGGGAACCUGCUGGACCUGAGGAGAACUCUUGCCCUUGGUGGGCCUGACAGGGACUAGCCUAAAGAUAUAUCUCCCCUCCCCACCCAUGGCAUGGCACCAAAAUCUUGGGGUGUGAUGUGUGAAAAGAGCCUGGUCUUUAGCUGAAAGGGAAUGUGAAUGGCAGAAGGGCUUCACUGUGAAGCACUUCCCUUCCCACCUUGUCACUGGCUUCUAGGCUAGGGAACUCGAGCUGUUUCCCUCUUGAAUGCAGCCAACAGAGCCAGAUAGCUUGUCCCCAGUUCCUGGACUCAGAGGCCAUUAUCCCCAUAUUCCUUGGGCUUGGCACCUUUUAGUCAGGAAGAUAGAAGAGUUCUCCCCACUCCAACCUAUCUGUUCCAGUAACAUGUAUAUGGUGUUUAUCUGGGUAUGGCUAAGGGAGGAAGAAUAAGCAUAUAAAGUGCAGGGGCCAGCCCAGCAGAGCAUCCCUGGGCUUCCUGCAGGCCUGGUUGGUACACAGCAGGCCAGCAGAGCCACCUGGGCCAUUCUCCAAAGCUCUUGGGGCCUCCCUAGGGGCUUCUGAUUGCUGGUCAGAAGCUUUUGCUAUCUCUGCUUAGGUGCUCAGAGCAGAAAGUGAGGAGCAAUGGUUAGGAAAUGGAGUGUUUUGUAAGCUCAUGGGUGUGGAGAGGAGCAAGGUGGAGGAGAUGGACUGGAGGCAAGGAGAAUGUUUUAAGGUCUCCCAGCUGAUCUGAGAAAUACUGAAGUCUAAGAAAACUUGUGUCCUUUCUUUCUGCCAACCCAAGAAGGGUCCUGUGCAGGAAGUGACAAUGUCUGAGUCUGGCCUGAACUCAGGGAUGGGGGGUUUUCAACUCCAGCCCCAUCUCCCCAGCCAGCCACUGCCUUCUUUGUAAUACAAGUGCCUCAAGCUGGAGUGGGGAGAGGACGGGGUCAGUAUUGGGUGGAAGUGGAAACUACAUCAGCCCAAGGUAUAAUUAUGAUUUCUCUGUUGAGUACUUGCUCCUAAAUAUAUCACACAAAGGGACACAACUAGUAAUGUAAUAAAGUUUUAUGUUUAGCAAUUAAAC